AUGGCUUGGGAUGUUUCGCCGUCUCUCUACUACAAGACCACGCUCGAUCGCAGCGGUUCUUUACGGCUCUUCAAACUCACACGCACGCACGCACUCCACCUCGACACCAACAUCACAUUUCGCUCCCGUCAUACGGAAGCAUUGCCUACACAGGAGAACGCUCUGAUCAUGCAACCAGUACAGCUACGACAACGACCACGAGCACGGGCGACGAGUGCAACUACCGUUUCCGAACUGCAGGCAUCGCGUAGCUCUCCUGGCUCGAGGGACUUGCUGGACAAGGACCAAUCGACGGACACCGAUGACACUCAAUCGACGGACACCGAUGGCACCCAAUCGACAACGUACGAUGCGAUCAAAAGAUGGCGUAUCGCUAGUGCGUUUAUCGACGCAGAUGUGGCGCCGCUGCCCCCGUCUCCCGUCCCCAGCAACAACUUGACCAGCUCCGACUCGCAAUCUCAACGUGGCUUCUACUCCAUCAAACCGAUUCUCCGAUGGAUCGCCUACCUCUGCAUCUGCCUCUGCCUCGUUCUGGGCGUGUACCUACUCUGGCCAUCCCGUCCCAGCGACAAGCCUCCACCGGCCCACCCAACUUUGAACUCCUACCCAACUUCGAAAUUCCACUCCGAGUUCGUCCGCACCAGAGAAGCGUUUAAAGAAUUCAGCUCCAUCGGCUUCAACGCCGUCCACGAACUCAACCUCCAGCGAGCCCUGUUCUGCGCCCCGACUAUGCCCGCCGGCAUCUGCAACGCCUUCGUAGCGGCCAUUCGCGACCUUGAAGCCCUCUUCGACCAAACCGGGGAGGUCGACACCAAGAUCCUCAAGACCAUGCACAGCGACGUCGAAUUCAUCCAAGAUAUCCACACCAUCUCCCCCGUCGCCGACCUCCUCGCCGACGAACAACGCCGCUACGUGGACCACCGCGCUAGCUGGGCCAUUGUCGCAUCCGAUUGUAAAGCCGUCGUGAACUCCACUACCGACACCGGCGUCCGCCUCAAAGAGUUUCAAAACCAGCUCGACGAAAAGCUCGACCUCCACCUCCUCAACUGCUUCCCCGGACCCUUCGGUCAAUACUACGACCGCAUCAAAACCUACCUCCCCGGCCACCAUCCCAAGGACUACUGCAGCCCGGAUCUCGUCCGAGCGAUCCUCGCCCUCUCCCGGGUCGUCAAAUCCCUGCCGCUCAUACAGGACACUUACACCAGCGUCGCGGAGCUGUACAGCGAGGUGCGUGAAAACUACAUGUUUCUCCAUUCGCCGACGGCGAGAGACAUGAGACGUUCGAUUGUGGACGCGUGGCUUGUAGCUAUGACAAGCGUCCACAGCGCGGUGCAGAAGUGUGUGGAGGAGUCGCGGAAGUAG
Zymoseptoria tritici IPO323 is the source of this 1362-nucleotide messenger RNA. RefSeq lists its product as uncharacterized. The record is from RefSeq and is a predicted model, not a curated record. The transcript has a single exon. NCBI's taxonomy places the organism in Eukaryota, Fungi, Ascomycota, Dothideomycetes, Mycosphaerellales, Mycosphaerellaceae. Bases 1 to 1362 code for a protein of 453 amino acids.